AUGCAAGCCGACAGGCUGGUACAUCUCCGGCCAGGCAUCAAGACUCACGAGUGCCGACGACAACAUGCCCGCUGGGGUGCGCAUCAAUCUGCAGUUGGUCAAGAGGCCGGACAAAGCGGGAUGAUUGACACUGGACCACAAGUCUCACCUUCAGACCGGACAAGUCGGCUACCCUCAGACCCUUUCAUCAGCCAAUCCGGCCAGCCGGCAGACUGGCUUGGUCAUUUUGUGGUACCGUCCGCAGACCGGCCUCUAGCCCCUCCCUUGCAAUCUACCGCCGCGCCGAAGACUGGCUUGGGCAACUGUAGUCACGGCAACGCUUCGUUUUGGUAUGAUAGAGCAGUGAACCGUUUCAUUGUUCCACCGCCCCGACGGCGAGGACAGUGA
Molecule: messenger RNA, 387 nt
Organism: Protopolystoma xenopodis
Lineage: Eukaryota; Metazoa; Platyhelminthes; Monogenea; Polystomatidea; Polystomatidae
Source: the annotation of a GenBank genome assembly